AUGCAUAUUACGCACUUCGUAACAGCCUUGGCCGGCCUGUCCGCCGUUGCCGAAGCUGGCAUUCUCAACCGACACUCUUCUCCGUAUUCUCGCAUGGUCGCCCGUCGGCAAUUCGGCGGCGGCUUCAACGGCGGCAACCGUCGCUUUAGGGGCGGCGGCGGCGGUGGCUUCGGCGACAACAAUAACAACGACAACAAUAAUAACGACAGCAAUAACGAUGGAAACAAUGGAGACAAUAACAAUGAUGGCAACAACAAUGACGGGAACAACGACAACGACAACAACAACGGUGACAACAACAACAGUGACAACAACAACAAUGAUGGGGGUAACAACGACGGUGGAAACAACGGCAACGACGGCGGAGUAAACACCUGUCUCGUUCCUGAACUCAUCCAGCAGGGCUCCAACCAGCCGGGUCAGCCAGGUGAAGGUGGCGUCGAAUCCGCCGUAGCGUCCUGGCUAACGUAUGUCUUGUUAAACAGAGAUGCCGCCAACUUCAUCAACUUCUGCCAGGGCCAGGAACUCACCAACGGCGAGCAGAAGACCGGCGGUUCCUGCAACGGUAUUCCCAUGGGCCGCAUUCCCGCGCAAAACCGGAUGGUCUCCAGCAUCCUGGUCAACCCGUCCCACGACGACAGCAUCGAGCCGAACGUCGACUUCGACAUUCAGGUCCGCGUCGCCAACUUCGCCCCUGGCGCCUUCACUGACGCUCAGACCACGUACUACUCUUCUCCCCAGGACCUCGAUGGCGCGGGCCGCAUCAUUGGGCACACCCAUGUCACCGUGCAGGACCUUGGCGGCUCUCUUACCCCCGAUCAGCCCCUCGAUGCCUCCACCUUCGUCUUCUUCAAGGGUAUCAAUGACCAGGGCGACGGCAACGGUCUGCUGUCUGCUACCGUGACCGGUGGUCUGCCUCCCGGCAACUACCGUGUCUGCACUAUGUUCGCCGCUGCCAACCAUCAGCCUGUUAUUAUGCCUGUCGCUCAGCGUGGUGCCCAGGACGACUGCAAUAAGUUUACUGUUGGCCAAGGCAAUAACAAUGGUGGUGGUAACAACAACAACAACGACGGUGGUAACAACAACAACAACGGUGGUGAUAACAACAACGACGGUGGUAACAACAACAACGACGGCGGUGAUGACAACAACGACGAUGGUGAUGACAACGACGGUGGUGACAACAACAACGGCGGUGAUGACAACAACGGCGGCGGUGAUGAUACCAACGGCGUUGAUGACAACAACGAUGGUGGUGAUGAUACCAACGGCGGUGGUGACAACAACGACGGUGGUGAUAAUACCAACGGCGGUGGUGACAACAACGACGGUGACAACAACAACGGUGGCGGCUUCCCCAACUUUGGCGGCGGCGGCGGCCGUUUCAACGGUGGUAACAACAAUAACAGCAACGGCGGCGGCAACAACAAUAGCGGAGGUGGCGGCUCCGGCGGCGCCUCGGCCGCCAACGCCAUUGCCGGCAUCGCCGCUCCUGAGAUCACCCAGUCCGGCAACGGGGACCGGCCCUUCCAAGUCAACGGCAACACCUUCACGGACCAGCAGACGGCGGCAGUGCGCGCUUGCGACAUCCAAAGCAACUUGUGCAGCGACGCCGUGAACGGGGGCCAGGCCCCCGGCUCCACGCUGCAAAGCUGCCGGGACCAGAUUCCAGCUUGCGUAGCUGAGUUGUCAUAG
Molecule: messenger RNA, 1695 nt
Organism: Sodiomyces alkalinus F11
Lineage: Eukaryota; Fungi; Ascomycota; Sordariomycetes; Glomerellales; Plectosphaerellaceae
Exons: 7
Coding region: 1-1695 (564 amino acids)
Source: RefSeq, a predicted model, not a curated record